AUGCAAGAAAUGCUAGAAAUUAAAACUGAAUUAAAACAAAUAAUAAAAGAUGAGGUGGGCGAAAUUAAAACUAUGGUUGGCGUGAGGGUCAAGGACUUGAAAGAAGCCAUAGAAAAUCGGUUUUUAGAAAUGGAAAUGAAAUUCGACGUGAGAUUCGGAAGACUGAAAGAGGGAUACGAUCACCUGUCAACUGAAAACGAACUAUUGAAAGAGCAGAUUAUGGACAAUAAAAGAGAAAUUACAAGGUUAGCAAAAAUAGCAGAGGAAGCUGGCAACAUGUCCAAAGAAGCUCAAAUCAAUGCCAACUACAAUGAGCAAUACUCCCGAAAAAACAACAUCAAGAUCUACGGAGUGAAAGAGGAGAAAAAUGAAGACAUGGUCGGCAUGGUGUCCAAACUGCUACAGACGGAAACGGGUGUACGGGUGACCAGUGAAGAGAUUGUUGCCGUUCACAGGAUACCUGGAAAGCGAGGACAGGAAAGACCAAUAUUACUGAAAGUUAAGAACACUGAUGUGAAAGCACGGAUUAUGAAAAAGCGUGCAGUACUCAGAAAAUCGGGAAAGAAUAUGAAACUUUCAGACGAUGUAACCAAACGUAACAUUGAGCUUUUACACAGACUAAAUGAGAGUCAGCUAAUAGAACAAGCGUGGUAUUUUAACGGGAGCGUCUAUGGCAAACCAAAAAACACUGAUGACAAAAUAAAAUUCGACAUAUUUGACAUCAUUGACGAAAAAAUAAAAAAGAAAAACUAUAAAUAA
This is a messenger RNA of Lingula anatina, 759 nucleotides long. RefSeq lists its product as uncharacterized. The record is from RefSeq and is a predicted model, not a curated record. NCBI's taxonomy places the organism in Eukaryota, Metazoa, Brachiopoda, Lingulata, Lingulida, Lingulidae.